AUGUAUACAGGAUUUGGCAAAUAUACUUCACAUUCAGAGCAAACACUACCGCAUCCUGAGCGCUCGUUUCUGAACUUCUGCUUGCAAUUAUGUCAGGUCGAGCCAGGAGUCUUUGCGUCUGUUAUGGAUAUCGUAUGGCGAAUUGGGCCAAUAUGCAGUAGUCACCCUUUGACAAACUUGUGUCGCGAGUUCCGCUUAGGGCUUCAAUGCAUGCCUUUGUCGAUCCUAUCAUAUCGGUACUCUCCUCAUAUGCGUCGGGAAGCGUGGAAUUAUCUGGGCCCCGGCUUCAUUCAAAAGAGGCUCACAUCACUCACCCUUGAAAUUAAUCUACCUCGAGAAUCACGCAAUGAAAUAUUCGAUGCCUGCUUUGACAUCCUUGGGUUCUCUAGUUCCAACGAUGACUUGUCUAUUCUAGCCAUUGACUGCCUUGUCCGAAUCAUCAAAUCCGGAAAAGGAUUGUGGUGGGAAACCUUGUCAGAUGUGUUAGCAGAGAAUACAUACCAAGAUCUUUCUGAUGUUGUCGACUUAAUGUUGAAUGACUCAUGCACCAAGUCCACAAUAUCGGGAGUAUUCUUCUAG
Molecule: messenger RNA, 579 nt
Organism: Lentinula edodes (shiitake mushroom)
Lineage: Eukaryota; Fungi; Basidiomycota; Agaricomycetes; Agaricales; Omphalotaceae
Exons: 3
Coding region: 1-579 (192 amino acids)
Source: RefSeq, a predicted model, not a curated record